ACAAACAAGUGGUUUUGGUCUGUUCAUUUCCUCCCCCCUCCCCUAAAACCCUCCCCGUCGAGCCCCUGGCUCCGAGCUCCGUCGCCGCCGCCGAGAGGACGCCUCACCGAUGGCUUUGUCUCGCUUCGGGCAGUCUCUUGCCCGCCGCCUCCACCGCCCUCUCUACCUCCCGCCGCCGCCGCUGCCGCCGCCCACAGAUUUUCAUGCCGCCGUUGCCCGAUCCUUCGCUCCGACCCACACAGCCGCAUGCUUAAGAGGUUUUGCAAGCUUGACAUACAAUGCCAGCAGCGUGAUUGGCCACACGCUGGGGGGGCCAUCGCCAGUCCACAUUGUGAAGGUUCUGGAUCUUGUUGUCCAUAUGGAUCAUACUAGACCGAUGUCCACAGUAGCGGCGUCAAAGGUGCCUCUUGGUGCCAGGAAGGUUGGUAUGAAGGUCGUCAUGAUGAGUCCUGGUUUUGUAUAUGAGCCGUACAGCCCACGGGAACGCAUUCCCUUCUGGAAAAGAUGGUUUACAUUAAGUGGCUGGAGAAGGACAAAGGAGGAUAUCAUUUUGGAGAUGAAGAAUGCAUAUGCCGUUUCAAGGUUGAGGAAGAAAACUGGGUAUACCAAAAAGCAAUUUUAUGAUCAAGCAUUAAACAUAUACAAGGAGGUUAACACUCUGAUGGCGCAUGGAGACACAUCAGCGCUCCGGAAAAUUCUGACAGAGAGGAUGCAUUCUACUAUAAAAAAUGAACUAAAGAGAAGGCAAUCCAAGUGGAAUUCUGUAUACUGGGAACUGGUAGAGCCUGCUGUGAGCAUCAGAACUUUGAGGGCUCGCAUGAUUGGCCUCGAUAAGAAGGACCUUGAUAAAGCUUUUAUACAACUUACGCUUGAGUUUGUCACUAAACAGAAAUUUGAAGCCUACAAUUCAAAGGGUGAGGUUGUGUCUGGAGACAAGUCAAAGGAGGUACUUGUGAAAGACAUAUGGGUGUUUGAGAGAUCCCUUUUUCACCCUGGAGCAUAUUGGCGUGUAUGCGGAAGGAUUAAUCUGUAAUAAUAUCCGUUUGGCAAGCACAUUUCGGUCCUGAAUGAAGUUAGCGGAGCCUUCUGGUUGCACAAAGUGUUCUCAAUAAAUUUUUGCCCUGCCCUCCUGUUUUUCUCCAGUCUGACUGAUGUCUAACAGGAUCUUCAGACACACAGACAGAAUGGUAGUCUUCAUAUUUUGUUCUCUUUCUUUGUGAUUUUAUUAGCAGAAAAUACAGCAAUUCACUUUUUUGUUAGAGAAAUAGCUUUGGGGGGGGGGGGGGGGGGGGGGGGGCAGGGGGGGCGUACUGACCCCAUUGGACGGCUUUGCAUAUCUUCACCAGAGAUAUCAGGGCUCUAUCCAGUGUAGCAACAAAGUCAUGCGCAUAUGAGGUGACGCUUGUCACAAGGGAACGCUUUUCUACCCCCUUGUUUUAGACGUUUGCCAAUUGCAAUGUACAUUACAGUUUAGCAGAUGGUGAUGCUGCUGUCACUUUUUGUUCAUAUCGUUCAUGGUACUUGGAUUCAUGAUAUUCAUGUGGAGAUGUGCUCAUGCAUGUUUGCUUCAA
Messenger RNA from Setaria italica (foxtail millet), 1571 nucleotides. Its product is annotated as 39S ribosomal protein L45, mitochondrial. The coding region runs from base 110 to 1033 and encodes 307 amino acids. The record is from RefSeq and is a predicted model, not a curated record. Gene Ontology annotation, cellular component: mitochondrion. The transcript is spliced from 12 exons. Lineage: Eukaryota; Viridiplantae; Streptophyta; Magnoliopsida; Poales; Poaceae.